Macrosteles quadrilineatus (aster leafhopper) is the source of this 659-nucleotide messenger RNA. It is a transcript of the gene RpL35A, whose product is annotated as 60S ribosomal protein L35a. NCBI's taxonomy places the organism in Eukaryota, Metazoa, Arthropoda, Insecta, Hemiptera, Cicadellidae. The record is from RefSeq and is a predicted model, not a curated record. The transcript is spliced from 4 exons. Gene Ontology annotation, biological process: ribosomal large subunit biogenesis; cytoplasmic translation. Gene Ontology annotation, cellular component: cytosolic large ribosomal subunit; ribosome. Gene Ontology annotation, molecular function: structural constituent of ribosome. Bases 105 to 605 code for a protein of 166 amino acids.
UCCAAUCCUAUCUGCUUCUGCUUUAACUGCUUUCUGCUAUAGCUCCAAAAAAAGUUCUUCCGGUAGCCUUUCCCCGUUGUUAUUUCUUCGGAAAAGACAAUAGAAUGGCUGAUACUGCAAAACCAGCAGCCAAGCCCAAGGCUGAAAAGAAGCCAGUAGAAAAGAAAGUCGCUGAAAAACCUGGUGAGAAGAAAGCUAAAGUUGACAAGAAAGACAAAAAGUCCAUUGAAAAGAAAGUCAAGCCUGUCAAGAGGAACAUUAAGAAGCGUUAUGGACGUUUGUAUGCCAAGGCAAUUUUCACUGGAUUCAAGAGAGGGCUGCGCAAUCAGCAUGAGAACACAGCUUUGUUAAAUGUUGAAGGCUGCACAUCUAAAGCUGACAGCUGGUUCUAUGUUGGAAAGAAGUGUGUCUUUGUAUACAAGGCCAAGAACCGCACUCCUGUUCCCGGCCACACAGGCAAGAAGACCAACGUGAGAGCAAUCUGGGGGAAAGUGACGAGGCCGCACGGUUGCUCUGGCGCUGUCAGGGCUAAGUUCAAGCGCAACCUGCCUGCCAUCGCUAUGGGCAAGAGGAUCAGGAUUAUGCUGUACCCCUCUCGCAUCUAAUGCCUAUUUUAUUGUACAACUUUUAAUUUUCAAUAAAAACAUAAAAGACCAUAA